CGACCAACGAACCAACCAAGCAAGUAUUCUUUACUUUGUCUUCUUCUCUUCUUCUGUAGGACUAAGAUCCAUUUCUUCUUCCUUCUGCGCACUCAUUCUCUUCUCUAAGAGCUUAUAUUUGGAGAAUCGAUUGGAGAAAUUUAGUUACCUUUGAACUGCUAAAGAAAUUGGACGAUAAUGGCGGCACCGGUGGUGGAUGCAGAGUACAGGAAGGAAAUAGAGAGGGCUUGCAGAAACCUUAGAGCUCUCAUUUCCUCCAAGAACUGCGCCCCUAUCAUGCUCCGCUUAGCGUGGCAUGACGCGGGGACUUAUGAUGCUAAAACAAAGACAGGAGGGCCUAAUGGAUCAAUCAGGAACGAGGUAGAAUUGAAGCAUGCUGCCAAUAACGGCUUGAAAAUUGCAGUCGACCUAUGUGAGGAGAUAAAAGCUAAACAUCCAAAAAUUACAUAUGCUGACCUCUAUCAGCUGGCUGGUGUUGUAGCAGUUGAGGUAACUGGAGGCCCUACCAUUGAUUUUGUCCCAGGUAGAAAGGACUCUGUGGUUUGUCCGGAAGAAGGCCGCCUUCCUGAUGCUAAGGAAGGUGUAUCACAUUUAAGAGAUGUCUUCUACAGGAUGGGUCUUUCUGAUCAGGAUAUUGUGGCACUCUCUGGGGGCCACACAUUGGGUAGGGCUCAUCUAGAGCGAUCUGGUUUUGAUGGACCUUGGACAUAUGAACCUCUGAAAUUUGACAACUCAUAUUUCUUCGAGCUUCUGAAAGGCGAUUCAGAAGGCCUCUUGAAACUUCCCACAGAUAAAGCUCUGGUAGAGGACCCUGAAUUUCGUCGAUUUGUGGAGAUUUAUGCAAAGGAUCAGGAGGCAUUCUUCAGAGAUUAUGCAGCCUCACAUAAGAAACUUUCAGAGCUUGGAUUCAACCCACCUUCCUCUCGUUUCAAAUUAGCCCAAACUGCAUUUGGAGUAGCUGUUGCUGCAACUGUAAUCAUCUUGAGUUACUUCUACGAAAUUAACAGAAGAGCCAAGAGGAACCAUUUGGUUCUGUAUUAGGUUAGAACUGAUAUUCUCAUCAGCAUAUUCGUCCCGGUGGUGAUUAGAAGAAUCUGCAGUCGACACAUUGCUCUGCUCUUUACAAGGCUGAGGCUGCCAGACUGCUGAGGAACCCAGGAAUGCAUCAAACAACUUGCUCUGUUCUACCCUAUCUCCACCUUUAUUCAUCAUCUCAGACUCAAGAUCCCGGAGCAUUUGCUGAGCUCUCUCAUAAGCCUUAAGAUGUGAAUCGAUGCCUCUAGGGCCAUCAGCCACUGCUGGUUUGACUCUCCUGAGAUUCUCUUUGGCCUCAGCUAUUCUCCCUUGUUUCAUUAAACAGAUGCCCAAAUUGCACAUCUUAUUAUUGUCCGCUGCAAUCAAUAAUGCCCUCCGUACAAGCAAGAAGCAAAUUAGGAUGCAAUUGAAGUUCGGCACUGGAUCAAUACCAGUAAUCGGGUGGCUUCUUGCUCAACAGACACCUGAAAUUUCUUCCCUUGAGAUCUUGCUGUCUUUGUGCGCUUCCCGUUAAAGGCCAUUCCUUGUUGAAUUAAGUAUAACUUAUGCCUUAACAAUCCUAUCUGGUCAUCCAAUCUCCCACAUCUCUGGAAGAUCAUAUAUUUGAUUAUAAUGCUAACUUUGAUAACUGUAAUUAACUUUCUAAAUGGAAAUAAUUGACAGUAAAAGGAAGUAUUAUGCCUUGUAGAGGUCUAACAAGAUGUUGUCGAGAGCCUCUUGAGCUUGAUCAGAACACCGACUUCUUAGUGACUUAAUAGCUUCAAUAGCUUCUUCUGCCC
Messenger RNA from Coffea arabica (coffee), 1814 nucleotides. The record is from RefSeq and is a predicted model, not a curated record. Lineage: Eukaryota; Viridiplantae; Streptophyta; Magnoliopsida; Gentianales; Rubiaceae.